CAAUCACAAAAAUGACCUCCACUGCAGUCACCCCAACCCCCACCCCAUCCUGGACAGGGUCCCUCCCCUCAGCCUUCGAAGUCCACAACCCGGACUUCCUCAACCUCACCGGCCACCACCCCACCCUGUCCAUCCUCACCACAAACCACAACACCACCACCGCCUUUGCCCACGAAGCCCCCAUCUACAUCUCCAAAACCCGAACCCUAUACAUGACAAGCAACAUCCUCACCGACCCAGCCACCAACACCAGCACAAUCCAAAUCUCCAAGCUCGCCCUCGAUGACCCUGCACCCCUCACCGCCCAACUCAUCACCCCCUCCCCAGCUAUCCCCAACCCCAACGGCGGAACCGCUUUCAACGAGAACGCAAUCCUCUUCUGCGGCCAGGGAGACGCGACCCACCCGGCAGGCCUCUAUACCCUCUCCCUCGACAACGAAAACUACACCAGCAGCUCCCUCCUCACCACUUUUUAUUCAAGGGAGUACAACUCCCCCAACGAUGUAGCCAUCCACCCCGCCGACGGGAGCAUCUGGUUCACCGACCCGGAUUACGCCUACAUCCAGGGUCUGCAUCCCAACCAGCCCCAGCUCCCGAACCAGGUAUACCGGUACAACCCUGCCACGCACGCGGUCCGCGUCGUCGCGGAUGGGUUCGACAAACCCAACGGGAUUAGCUUUGCCCCGGGCGGGAGGACGGUGUAUGUGACUGAUACGGGGUCGGCGCUGGGGAACGGGACGGUGGAUUUGACGCGGGCGGCGACGAUAUACGCAUUCGACGUCACCACGAUCCACGGGGAGCCGUUCCUGACGAAUCGGCGGGUGUUUGCGAUGGCGGAUGAGGGCGUGCCGGAUGGGAUCAAGGUGGAUCAGCGGGGCAAUGUGUAUGCCGGGUGUGGGGAUGGGGUCAAUGUUUGGUCGGCGGGCGGGGUGUUGUUGGGGAAGAUUCGCGUGGAGGGUGGGGUGGCCAAUUUUGUGUUUGGGGAGGCCGGGGAGAUGUUUUUGAUGGGGGAGACGAGGGUUUGGGGGGUUAGGUUGGAUGGGGGGGUUAAGGGGGCUUAG
Messenger RNA from Aspergillus uvarum CBS 121591, 1061 nucleotides. Its product is annotated as SMP-30/gluconolactonase/LRE family protein. NCBI's taxonomy places the organism in Eukaryota, Fungi, Ascomycota, Eurotiomycetes, Eurotiales, Aspergillaceae. The transcript is spliced from 2 exons. The coding region runs from base 12 to 1061 and encodes 349 amino acids. The record is from RefSeq and is a predicted model, not a curated record.